AUUUGAAACGACAAAUUGAAUAAAUAGUGAGAGUGAAAUUGGAAGUGACGAAGUGGUAGUGAAUAGUGAUUCAUCCAUUCAAGUUCAAACCAAUCAAACAUGUGCACGCCACGCCACAAAACCAUGUGGUGUUUUUGAAACCAUUGGAAAGCCAAACAUUAUUCAUUUACAUAGUUACGAAACAAUUAAAAUUAAAAGUUGCGACACAAAGCCAAUUACAUUUUAUGAUUUUUUUUUCAGUCGAAAAGAUGGCAUUUCGAUUUUCAGACUGUAUUUUUGUUUUCAUGUUUAUUUCGUGGUCGGCUACUUUGGUUUCAUCGUUAUGUGAAGACAUAACAGGACGUUGGAGAAAUCAACUCGCAUCCGAAGUGGUCAUAGAUCAUUUACCAACGGGCGAAAUACGUGGCCGGUACUACACGGCUGUUAGUUCAAAAAAUACAGCUCUACCUGGUCAUAAGAUAGUUGGUGCUUUACCAUACAACAAACCUGGUUCCUCCUUUGCAUUUUCUGUCAACUGGCAAAAUGGAUCUUCAACCACAGUGUGGACUGGGCAAUGUCUAGAGUGUAAUGGUGAGGAAUUGUUGGAAACAUCAUGGUUGUUAAGAUCCAACGUUGAUUCAUGCAUCGAUUUAUGGAAGUCAACACGAAUUGGAAAAGAUGUCUUCAAGCGGAUAUCACAUAAAUUUGAAGUUCGUAUGAAUAAUGAUAUCACACCAUUGGCUAAACCUGCAAUGCAUGCUUGUGAUCUUAAUGGUGUAUGGUACAAUGACCUCGGUUCUGAAGUUAUUCUCAAUCAGACUUCCAAUGGUAGCAUAGUUGGUGAAUAUCGCACUGCAGUAGAACGUGAAAAGGGAGCAGCUGGUACAUCUCAUUCUUUAGUAUAUGGUUUAAGUGCUUAUGGAAACCCCAAAACAACAUUUUCGCUGAUGGUAGUUUGGCGAAAUGGUGCAUCUGUGACAGGCUGGAUAGGCCAGUGUCAUAUAUGUAAUAACACUGUUGUUUUGGAGAUGGGAUGGUUACUGCGAAGUAAAGAAACAUGUGCUAAUCUUUGGAAGUCUACCCUAUAUGGUACAAACACCUUCACACGCCAUGAACAAAAGGAUGGUCCUAGAAAGUCAAAGGGUGUACACACCCCAAAUAGAAAUGGUGAAGAUGGAGAAGGUGGAGGAGGAUUGUCAUGUUUUACAUCUGCUAAUGUUUUAUUAGUUCUGUCUUUUGUAGUCAUGAAUCUCUGUUUGCAAUACCAGGACAUCUUUUAAGUAAUAAUCAUUCAUAAACAUGUUUAUAUUCACAUGAUAAAUUUAAUCCAAUCUGGAAUGUUAAGAUUGAUUAAGAUCCAUAAACAUGUAUCCUAUGAAAAAAUUUACACAAUAAUCUUAAUCUAGAAGAUUGAUGAAGACUGAUUAAGACUCAUAAACAGGUAACUUAUGUAAACAUUCACACGAUAAUUUUGAAGUAAUCCGUAAAAUUUAAAAACGACGAUCAUUUUGAAGUGUAUAACGAAGUAUAUAUGAAAUAUUUCGUCGAAGGAAUAAAUUUGAAAAAUAA
Molecule: messenger RNA, 1548 nt
Organism: Xenia sp. Carnegie-2017
Lineage: Eukaryota; Metazoa; Cnidaria; Anthozoa; Malacalcyonacea; Xeniidae
Exons: 3
Coding region: 225-1259 (344 amino acids)
Molecular function (GO): biotin binding
Source: RefSeq, a predicted model, not a curated record